Messenger RNA from Dicentrarchus labrax (European seabass), 3627 nucleotides. Its product is annotated as extracellular calcium-sensing receptor-like. Gene Ontology annotation, biological process: G protein-coupled receptor signaling pathway. The transcript is spliced from 8 exons. Gene Ontology annotation, molecular function: G protein-coupled receptor activity. The record is from RefSeq and is a predicted model, not a curated record. Lineage: Eukaryota; Metazoa; Chordata; Actinopteri; Moronidae. Gene Ontology annotation, cellular component: membrane. Bases 4 to 2685 code for a protein of 893 amino acids.
AGGAUGGAGAUCUCAGCUCUCUUCAUUGGCCUGAUCUGGUCUCUGAGUUUGUGUGAUCUGAACUUAGUCUUCGCCUUGAAUGGCUCUGGGGAUGGUCGGAAACAAGGGGCUGGGCUUACAGAUGGUAGGUCUGUUGCAGGGGUCAGCACUGAGGCCUCAUCUGUGAAAUGUAAGCUCCAGGGUAGCACUCGUCUACCUGCAUUCUCAAUGGAUGGUGACUACGUUAUUGGGGGUGUUUUCUCCAUCCGCCACUUCAAAGACACAGUGGAGUAUAACUACACCACCGUGCCUGAGCCACUGAGGUGCACAGGCAGCAUUGACUCCCGUGAAUUGCGCUUCUCACGUGCAAUGGUCUUCGCCAUCAAGGAGAUUAACAACAGCUCAGAGCUGCUGCCCGGCAUCAAACUCGGUUAUCAGAUCCACGACUCGUGUGCCUCAGUGUCCCUUGCAGUGCAUGUUGCAUUCCAGCUUGCUAAUGGCCUGGACCCGGUGUUUUACACUGCUGACAAUUGCUCACAAUCUGGUAUAGUGAUGGCUAUAGUCGGUGAGUCUGGGUCCACGCCAUCCAUCAGCAUGUCGCGCGUAAUCGGGUCCUUUAACAUUCCACAAAAUAACACUUUUAUUUCCCUUCAGGUGAGCCACUUUGCCACUUGUGCAUGUCUGUCCGAUAAGCAGCAGUUCCCGAGUUUCUUCAGAACAAUCCCUAGUGACCAGUUCCAGGCUGACGCGCUGGCCAAGCUGGUAAAACGCUUUGGCUGGACUUGGAUAGGUGCUGUCCGGUCGGAUUCGGACUAUGGCAAUAAUGGGAUGGCAUCUUUCCUGGAUGCAGCACUGAAGGAGGGGAUCUGUGUGGAAUACUCAGAAUCUUUCUAUCGGACUCAUCCACAUAGCAGGAUCCAAAGAGUAGCUGAUGUUAUCCGCAGGUCAACAGCUUUGGUUAUUGUGGCGUUUACAGCCCCUGGUGACUUGAAGAUCCUGCUAGAGGAGCUUUCACGAGAGCCUUCUCCACCUCGCCAGUGGAUAGGCAGUGAGGCCUGGGUAACAGACCCAGACAUGCUGAGGUUCAGCUUCUGUGCUGGAGCCAUCGGAUUUGGUAUUCAGCAAUCUGUCAUCCCAGGUUUGAGAGAAUUCUUGCUGGAUCUCUCUCCCUCUAAAGUGGCUGCCUCCCCAGUGCUUACUGAGUUCUGGGAGGAUGCAUUCAACUGCAGGCUGGGAGAAUCUGCAGCCACAGAUGAGAUUGUGUGUGAUGGAUCUGAAGACAUACAGACUCUCCAGAGCCCGUACACUGACACAUCUCAACUCAGAAUCACUAACAUGGUUUACAAGGCUGUUUAUGCAAUAGCACAUGCCAUUCAUAAUGCAGUGUGUCAGGAUGCAAAUUCUACAACUCAGUGUGACAAAAUCACCAGGAUAGAGUCAAAACAGGUUCUUCAUCAGCUGAGGAAAGUAAAUUUUUCCCAAAAUGGUUAUGAUGUGUUAUUUGAUGCCAACGGGGAUCCUGUGGCCACAUACGAGCUGGUGAACUGGCAAAAAAGUGAGAGUGGCAGCAUUGAGUUGGUGACAGUAGGGUACUAUGAUGCAUCACUGCCGGUGGGCCAGGAGUUCCGUAUCAACAGGAACCUCACAUGGGUGGAGGGUGGUACACAAGUGCCUAUGUCAGUGUGCAGUGACAGCUGUACUCCAGGAACUCGUAAAGUGCUGCAGAAAGGAAAACCCGUCUGCUGUUAUGAAUGUAUACCAUGUCCUGAGGGAGAGAUAAGCAAUGUUACAGAUUCUCCUGAUUGUUUCCCUUGCCCCAAGGAGUUCUGGCCUAAUGCAGAGAGAGACACUUGUUUCCCCAAGCCUGUAGAGUUUCUUUCCUUUGACGAGGUCCUAGGAAUCAUCCUGGCUGCAUUCUCUGUUGGUGGUGCCUGUCUUGCCAUUAUAACAGCGGCUGUGUUCUUUCAUCACAGAACAUCCCCGAUUGUCAGGGCCAACAACUCUGAGCUGAGCUUCCUGCUGCUCUUCUCCCUGACUCUAUGUUUCUUAUGUUCAUUAACUUUCAUUGGAGCACCCUCUGAGUGGUCCUGCAUGCUUCGCCACACAGCGUUUGGGAUCACCUUUGUCCUCUGCAUCUCUUGUGUUCUUGGAAAAACUAUAGUAGUGUUAAUGGCCUUCAAAGCCACACUCCCAGGUAGUAAUGUUAUGAAAUGGUUUGGUCCUCCACAGCAAAGAAUGACUGUAGUGUCUUUCACCUUCAUUCAAGUUUUAAUAUGUACUAUUUGGUUGGUUGUCAGUCCCCCUUUUCCAAUGAAAAACCUAACCAUAUACAAGGAGAAGAUUAUCCUGGAGUGUGCAUUAGGUUCAGCUAUUGGGUUCUGGGUUGUUCUCGGGUACAUAGGCCUUCUGGCUGUGUUUUGCUUUGGGUUAGCUGUCCUAGCCCGGAAACUACCUGAUAAUUUUAAUGAAGCCAAGCUUAUCACAUUCAGCAUGCUGAUAUUCUGUGCAGUCUGGAUCACCUUUAUCCCAGCGUAUGUCAGCUCUCCUGGGAAAUUUACAGUGGCUGUAGAGAUAUUUGCCAUUCUGGCCUCUAGUUUUGGACUAAUACUGUGUAUAUUUGCUCCAAAGUGUUUCAUCAUAUUGUUCAAACCAGAGAAAAAUACCAAAAAACAUUUAAUGAACAAAAAUCAAUCCAAAGAUAUCUGAGGUUUGGAAAUAGUUUAGAUAGCAAUAGAGCGUAUGCAUUCAAGACUGUCUUCACUUAGCUGAUUUUAAUGUUAAUUUACAUUUACAAGUGUUUAUACAAUAAAUAUUUUUUAAACGCACUGUAAUUUUUUUAAUGUCCUUUUAAUGUCAUAUAGUUUCCAUCGUGUUCUAAAUAAAGUCAAUAUUCUUAACAAAAAUACAGAGUUCUGUCUUGACAUUCUGCUAAUAUUGUUGUUUGAAAAGUGAUUUUGAAAUUUAAAUUUGAAAAUAAUUUAAAUUGAGAGAAUGCAAGCUUAAUGCAGAAAGAGUUGGCUAUUGUUGCCUCCAUAAAAACAAAGGGAUAAUUAUUCUAUACAAGCAUUUUGCAAUUAAAAUCUAAAGUUUAUUACAAGCCAUAACUCUGUUUCCCUGGUAACACUUGAGGUCCUUCCUAAUUCCUGGAAGAAUCAUUACCAUACCAUAAUAUUCUAAUGCAAUGGAAAUGUUGUUCACUACUCAAGUAAAUAGGACGAACCAUUACGACUUGGCAAUGAGAAAUGUUUCUACUUCCCUCCGCUCAGAGAGCCCUUUGGCUCAGCUAUGAGAAAGGGAGCUAACGUUAUGUUCGGAAGAUUCAAAGUCAAUAACAGUGCAUAAUGUCGAGAAAGGGUUAAUAUAAAUUCACAGUAUGUUUAAUAACAAGGCAAACUACCUCUCCAGCCAUGUCAUUAUCCCAAAAUCAAUAUUGAUUUUCAUGAACGAAAGGAUUAUGAUAUAUACUAUAUAUAUUAUAAUGUGAUGGCUGAUCAGUAUAUUUCUGUAUAUUUGAGUGUUGACAUAAGCAGGGAUAAAGGCCAUUCACACAGCACAGAUUGAUGAACCUGGCCUCACGUUACAUGUGACACAUAGUAUGGCACAUAGUAUGGCUGUCUACACCGUCCCUCAAUCUAAAAGAAGGAGCUA